This is a messenger RNA of Lates calcarifer (barramundi perch), 1160 nucleotides long. RefSeq names its product aspartate dehydrogenase domain containing (gene aspdh). The record is from RefSeq and is a predicted model, not a curated record. Gene Ontology annotation, molecular function: NADP binding; L-aspartate dehydrogenase [NAD(P)+] activity. NCBI's taxonomy places the organism in Eukaryota, Metazoa, Chordata, Actinopteri, Centropomidae. The transcript has 8 exons. Gene Ontology annotation, biological process: NAD+ biosynthetic process. Bases 135 to 971 code for a protein of 278 amino acids.
CAAUAAUUAACUAUCGGCUCCUCUGAGUCAAACUUUGUACUGUCCUUUCCCACAAUUCCUUGAGUCCUGGGCCGGUAGUUGUGCCCGAAGCUGCGGGAACACACAGCGCUGUAGGUGUGUGGGAUUAUCAGGACAUGGCAACUACCUCGUCUUCUCUGAGGAUUGGAAUCGUAGGAUAUGGACAUCUAGGUCAGUACCUGGUGGAGAGGAUCCUUAAUGAUGGAGCUGCUCUCGGUUUGACUCUGGCUUUUGUCUGGAACAGAAAUUCGGACAAGCUCAAAGGUUUAGUUCCUGAUGAUCUCGUGCUCGGUGAUCUGUUAUCUUUUGAAGACAGGCGAUGUGAUGUGAUCGUAGAAGUGUGCCAUCCUCAGAUAGUGAAAGAAUUUGGACUCCGCUUCCUGUCUCAGUCUCAUUUCAUGGUGGGCUCGCCCUCUGCUCUCUCUGAUCCUGAUCUGAACCAGAGGCUGCGUCAGGCAGCUCAGCAGCAUGGUAGGACACUCUAUGUCCCCAGUGGUGCAUUAUGGGGAGGCCAGGACAUCCAGAGGAUGAAUGAUAGUGGAUCCCUAAAGGCGUUGUUUAUAAGAAUGUCCAAGCAUCCAUCCUGCUUCCGGCUGACAGGAGACGUCCUUUCUGAUUGGACGGAGGGAGAGGGCAGGCGGGUUUUAUUCAGGGGCUCAGUAGCAGAGUUGUGCCCACUUGCUCCUAACAAUGUUAACACCAUGGCAGCAGCAGCAGUGGCAGCAGGAACACUCGGCUUUGCUGGUGUCCAGGGAGAGAUAGUGUCUGACACGGCGUUAAGAGACUAUCACGUGGUGGAGGUGGAGGUGACUGGGCCUGAUGGCUUCUCAGUACACACAGUGAGGAGGAAUCCAGCCAGACUCGGAGCUGUGACUGGCAGUGCAACGUACAACUCCUUCUGGAAUAGUUUACUCGUUUGCAAAGGUCAUGGGGGCCGAGUUUACUUGUGCUGAAGCAGGUGAGGACUCUGGAGGAUUACCUACAACACCGGACAAGGAUCCGCAGCAAAAUUCCAGAUAAAUUAGAUGGUUUAUGGUGGAUAAGUCGUGUGGAUGGUGGAUCACUGGAUCGGUAUGUUACUGAGAAUGCGAAAACCCCUGGAUAUUUGUGUUCCAAUAAACUCCAUGCACACAAAGAAAGAA